Messenger RNA from Capra hircus (goat), 936 nucleotides. It is a transcript of the gene H1-5, whose product is annotated as histone H1.5. Gene Ontology annotation, molecular function: DNA binding; structural constituent of chromatin. NCBI's taxonomy places the organism in Eukaryota, Metazoa, Chordata, Mammalia, Artiodactyla, Bovidae. Gene Ontology annotation, biological process: nucleosome assembly. The coding region runs from base 211 to 891 and encodes 226 amino acids. The record is from RefSeq and is a predicted model, not a curated record. Gene Ontology annotation, cellular component: nucleosome. The transcript has a single exon.
UUUUUAACAUUUCAUCAAAUUUUGGGGACUAACAAACACAGUUUGGGAGUCCAACCACGACAGGCGGCUGCCUGAGGGCGGUGGAUCGGACGUUCCACCAAUCACAGGGCAGCACCGACUUAUAUAAACCCGGGCCGGCGCAAGACAGCAUUGCAAAACUUGCUCUUUGGAAUUUGAGUUUCUCUCCUUCUAGCAGGUUCUCCCAUCGCAAUGUCGGAAACCGCUCCUGCUGAGACGGCCGCCCCGGCGCCGGUGGAGAAGUCUCCUGCCAAGAAGAAAACAACCAAGAAGACCGCGAGCGGCGGAGCGGCGAAGCGCAAGGCUACCGGGCCCCCAGUUUCCGAGCUGAUCACUAAGGCUGUCGCCGCCUCCAAAGAGCGCAAUGGCCUUUCUUUGGCUGCGCUCAAGAAGGCGCUGGCAGCCGGGGGCUACGAUGUGGAGAAGAACAAUAGCCGCAUCAAGCUGGGUCUCAAGAGCCUGGUGAGCAAGGGCACACUGGUGCAGACCAAGGGCACCGGGGCUUCUGGCUCUUUCAAGCUCAACAAGAAGGCGGCUGCUGGGGAAGCCAAGCCCAAAACCAAAAAGGCGGGGGCUGCGAAAGCGAAGAAACCCGCAGGGGCCACACCUAAGAAACCCAAAAAGGCUGCGGGAGCGAAAAAAGCCGUUAAGAAGACGCCUAAGAAGGCGAAAAAGCCCGCGGCCUCUGGUGUCAAAAAAGUGGCCAAGAGCCCCAAGAAGGCCAAAACAGCGGCAAAGCCAAAGAAGGCUGCUAAAAGCCCCGCGAAGCCCAAGGCAGUGAAGCCAAAGGCGGCGAAACCCAAAACCUCCAAGCCUAAGGCAGCAAAACCCAAAGCUGCAAAGGCGAAGAAGGCGGCUCCUAAGAAGAAGUAGAAAGUUGGCGCUUGAGAAGCAAACCCCAAAGGCUCUUUUCAGAGC